Messenger RNA from Drosophila bipectinata, 2778 nucleotides. Its product is annotated as POP1 ribonuclease P/MRP subunit. The record is from RefSeq and is a predicted model, not a curated record. NCBI's taxonomy places the organism in Eukaryota, Metazoa, Arthropoda, Insecta, Diptera, Drosophilidae. Gene Ontology annotation, cellular component: nucleolar ribonuclease P complex; ribonuclease MRP complex. Gene Ontology annotation, biological process: tRNA 5'-leader removal.
GGCACACGUGCGGCGGGAUUCGUUUGUUUUUGUUUCUGGUCAGGAUUGAAGUUCUCCGAAAGGACCCUCGAGGAUUUACCUCCAGCCAUGGCCAGUCAGAAACUGGAGUACGAUGCGGCGUUAGGCGGAAAAGUGACGCUGCCCACGCAUGUAACCACAUAUCAUUAUGCGGCCGGAGCGCUUCAGGAGAUUAAGAGCCUAAUAGAGGAGGCUACGCAGCCGUCCCAAAGAAACUGCAAGCUCAUCUUCCAGACUCUUCCUAAGCAUAUGCGCCGGCGGGCAAUGUCGCACCACCCUAAGCGACUGCCAAGAAAAUACCGCCAGGCGCACAAAUCCCAAAUGGGGAAAAGCGGCAAUGAUCCCGUGAACACUAAGCGUCCCUCUAGGAAGUACCGUCGCCGGCCAAAGAAUCUACUUAAUGAGUACGUUCGCCGGCAGCGAAAAAACAUUUGGCUGGAGACUCAUAUCUGGCACGCGAAGCGUUUUCAUAUGGUGGAUCGCUGGGGUCAUCGUUUGCCCCUCGCCAGUUGUGAUAAAACCUACCGCGCCUGCUACCGUGCCAGUGCCCAGCACUGUUUGCUUCAGGACAUCUCUUUCUAUUGGUGCUUAGAGCUGCGUGGUAGUUUGGAGGUCUUGCGUCAGGGUUUCGCUCGUCUGACCAGUCCUGAGUGUGGCUUGGGCAUUACCGCCAAGACCUUCAUUACUGGUCGGCGCGAGGGGUGUGUGGAGCUCUUCGAGGAUAGUCAGUACCCGCACGGCGCUAUCCAGAAAGCCAGAUUUCUGUGGCGUCCCGAAACCGAGGGUCAGCCAGAACGCACUCUCUGGCUUUGGGUGCAUCCCAGCGCGGCUCAGACUACCCUGGAACAGCUCCUUAAGGUCUUUCAACUGAAGCAUAGCAAGCAGAAAACACUGCAAUUAGAGGAGGAGAUGGAGAUGGACCAGCCUCUCACAAGGACAGCCUCUCCUUGUCUGGACAAGGAAACCCAAGACCAAGAUCAGAAACUUAGUAAAAAACGAACCUCGGAGAAACCGCUACGUUUCUGGACGCUUACCAAGGCUUUCGAACGAUAUCCCGCUUAUGCGAGCUUGGAUAACUCAGUACACUUGCUGGUCCUCCAAAAGGAGUUCAAUCGCUUCCGACUGACAGGACCCAGGGCUCAAAGUGUGUUGGCAGCCAGCUUGCGCCCGCAUCAAGACAACCCUCCAGAGCUCCAGCCCCAGUCUGACUACGUCCAGGCAGCCCUGCAACUAUACUCACCGAGCGAAUUGCUUUCCAAUUUGGUUAUGGGCGUCCAAGUAGCAGAUCCUCGCUUGCAGCGUCCAAAAAAACGGACGAAAGCCGAGCCCGCCGAAACACAACGUCCUUCUGCUGAAGAUUUGCUGGUGAACCAGCCGAAGACCUUGCCGGAUAGUCCUUUGUGGCUGUUGCAGGAACGGGAGCGCUUGUCCAAGAGUAUCAUGUCCACGGAGAACUACGAGAAGUUGCGCCAGCAGCAUGCCAUCGUUCCGGGAGCACCAUGUGCGUUCGAGGCGAAGAUGCAGAAGGUUCCACUGCUCCUGAUACAGCGACCAGGAUCCCAGGAUGCCAGCUACAAGAGACUAGGCUACGGCUGUGGCUGGGAUGUGAUUGCUCCGGCAGGAUAUGGUAUGAUUCUGUGGCUGACGUUGAAUAUGUGGGGUGCGCGCCCUGGUGGACUGCGGGAACUGGAUUCGGUCGCCAGGGAGGCGGGGGCCGAGAUGCAUCUGCCGGAUACGAUAGCUGGAGUCCAAGAAGCCAAUGUUUUGGGAGAUGAGCAGCGGGCAAGGUACUUCCGGUUACCUCCAAACAAGCGCACCAAUUACCGGAAGUUGGCUGUCGUCAGUCCGUUUAAGGCUCCCUGGAAGCAGCUGGUCAGGGAUUGGCACGAUGGUUCCUUUGCUGGGUCCUUCUAUGUACUGCGGCAUCGCCAGCAGCUGGAGGGGAUAGCGGAUAGUUUGAGGCAACGAAGGCCCCUUCCGGAACCAUUGCCACAAGCAGCUCUUAUCCAAAUCCAAUUGCGGCUUUCGGCCCGAGGUCAUGUUAAGGCCAACGCCCUUAUUUGCCUGCCCUCCACGACGGAUUACCGCAACCGCUGGCGGCAGAUAAAGCGGAAUGAUCAGGCUCCCAUUCAUGUGGAACCUCCUCAGCCGGACCUCAAUGAACCAAUCCGAAAGCAACUGCGGCACAGACACAAGCUGAUGCUGAAACGUCUGAGGGGACGCCGACUGCGAGAGAAGCGCCGCCUCCAGGAAACAGCCACCAAACGCGUCCACAUACGCCCGGCCAACACGGCCGGUUUGGUGCGCAGCCAGCUCCAGGAGAUGUGCCGUCUAUGGCUGCCCAACGAUCCGACCGAGACCCGGGACAGCGUGCGCCGGCAGUGCAGUCGGGAAGUCUUCGGCUACGUGUCUUCUGCCGGCUUUAGCUUCACAGAAGCUACAGUAUGCGCCGUGGGCUAUGUGACUCCUGGGGGCUUGCAACAGCUGCUGCAGGACCUGCCCCAAACCACCAACAGAAACCAGGGGCGGCAGCCACUCAUGUGCCUUCUCCGGGAUCCUGAUAGCAGGGACUAUCGGUGGGCCAGCUUCCAAGUGAACUUGGACGUGGCCACUCAAGCUCCUUGAGACGGAUGCGCUUCUAGCCAAAUUAUUUUUAAGAACGUUUUUGUUUUAACUAUAAGUUUAAGUCGAAGAUGCGGAGACCUCAACCACUUCCCCAAUAAAUAAGAAAUCAACUUGAUUUUUGUUGUACAUAUUUAA